Messenger RNA from Daktulosphaira vitifoliae (grape phylloxera), 1996 nucleotides. RefSeq names its product another transcription unit protein (gene Atu). Gene Ontology annotation, biological process: transcription elongation by RNA polymerase II; positive regulation of transcription elongation by RNA polymerase II. NCBI's taxonomy places the organism in Eukaryota, Metazoa, Arthropoda, Insecta, Hemiptera, Phylloxeridae. The transcript is spliced from 7 exons. The coding region runs from base 219 to 1889 and encodes 556 amino acids. Gene Ontology annotation, cellular component: nucleus; Cdc73/Paf1 complex. Gene Ontology annotation, molecular function: RNA polymerase II C-terminal domain phosphoserine binding. The record is from RefSeq and is a predicted model, not a curated record.
ACUACAUAAAUGGACAAAUUUUUAAACAAAAAUCUGAAGAUUAUUGUUGAAUAAUAAUUUUAAUUUUUACUUGAAAAGCAAAAAAAAAUUAAUACAAUUUUUAUAUGCAUUAUUAUAAUUAAUAAUUUUAGAUUUAAAUUAUCAUUUAUAGUUAUGAUUAGUAUUUAUAUUCAGUGUCUUUGUAUUUAAUAAUAUUUUUGUGAAUUAAAUCUAAAACAAUGGUUGCAAGUAAUUUACACGAUAAUGAUGCUAGCGACUCGGAAUCUAUGACUAGUUCUUCAUCAGCUAAUAGUAGUAAUCAAUCUUCUAGAUCUGCUUCACCUGCUCAUCAAGCUCAUACUCCAUCAGGUUCAGAACCUCAAUCUCCUGGAUCAAAAUCUCAUUCCAGGAGUAAUUCGGGAUCAGCAUCCCCUGCUAAAUCUCCUGAAGGCUCUCGCUCACCAUCUCCUACUAGUAGAGCUUCUAGUGUAGCAUCAGCAGUAUCGGCUAUAUCAGGUCGAUCAGCAACUCCUGCAGGUUCAGUAACAUCUAAUCAAUCAGUAGUUAGUGGUAAAAGUGAUUCAUCCCAUGCUAGUCGUUCAACUAAUCGUAGUAGAGCUAGCUCUGCUAAAAGCAAUAAAUCUAAAUCAAGUUCAACUAGCCAAAAGAGUAAUACAUCAAAAAAGUCACACUCAUCAUCUCCUGAAGUAUCUAAAACUAAACAAGAUUCAGAUGAUAGUGAUGGAUCCGUAAUAGGUAAAAAACCACGCAGAACUGUUAAAAAAAGUUCUAGUGUUUCUGGAGAAGACUCAUCUGAUAAAGAAGACAAAGCAAAACAAAGUGAUUCUGAAGCUUCAGAAAAAUCCCCUAAGGAAAAUGACUUAUUUGGUGAAGCAGAUGAUAUCAGUUCUGACGAAGAACAACCAAAAACACCUAAACCCACCAGUGAUGAUGAAGAUGGAGACCGUGAGAAAAGUGAUAAUGAUGAAAAAGGUAGUGAUGAUGAUGAAAAUGAAAACGCUGAAGAUGAUAAAGAAAAAGAAGCAGAAGAACCUAUUCCAGAAAGACGAAUAGCUGUAGAAAUACCUAAAAUAUCUGUAGAUUUAGGAAGUGAUUUACAUUUUGUAAAAUUACCUAAUUUUUUAUCAGUUGAAACAAGACCAUACGACAAAGAAACUUAUGAAGAUGAAAUUGACGAAGAAGAAACAUUAGAUGAAGAAGGACGUGCUAGAGUUAAAUUAAAAGUUGAAAAUACAAUUAGAUGGCGUGAAAUAUUUGAUAAGGAUGGUAAUUUAGUAAAAGAAAGUAAUGCCAGAAUAAUUAAAUGGUCUGAUGGAAGCAUGUCUUUGCAUUUAGGAUCAGAAAUAUUUGAUGUUUAUAAACAACCACUUGUAGGAGAUCAUAAUCAUUUAUUCAUUCGUCAAGGUACAGGAUUACAGGGUCAAGCUGUAUUUCGAACCAAACUAUCAUUUCGACCUCAUUCAACUGAAUCAUUUACACAUCGUAAAAUUACCUUAUCAUUAGCUGAUAGAUCACAAAAAUCAUCUGGCAUAAAAGUUCUAUCACAAGUUGGAGCUGAUCCAGAUGCUAAUAGAUAUGAAAAAAUCAAAAGAGAAGAAGAGAAGUUACGUCAAUCAAUGCGUAAAGAAACAAAAGUUAAAAGAGCCAGAGAACGAGGCGCUACUAGUAAUCUAAGUUCUUCUUACUUAGAACCAGAAAGAGAGGAUGGAUCAGAUGAUGAAAAUGCCAUAUCUCUAUCUGCCAUCAAAAAUAAGUUUAAUAAAAAGAAUACAAGUAUUUCAAAAAUCGAUAAAAGCAAUAUUUAUUCAUCUGAAGAUGAUAGCUCAGAUAUGGAUACCAAGAAAAAAAGACAAACUCGGAUAGUAUCUGACUCUGAUGAAGAAGAUUAGACAAUCUUUUAAACAGUGAUUUUUUUAACAAAUUGUUUAGUACAUAAAAACUAUUUGUCUCUUGUACAGAAAAUUUUGUAAAAAUAAAUAAAUUUAAACUUUUUGUA